UCUCCGAUAUUUUUGACACUUGCCAAUUAUAUAUUUUGAGGCCUAUUAUAUAUUGUAGGCUAAUCGGCGGGCCAUUGACAAACUGCUUUAACUAUGGUUGGUCGUACCUUAUAAGAUGUAGAUCUGAUAUAAUAAUCAAUACGUUAAUUCCGCAUUUGGGGUUGUCAAGAGCAAGAGUAAAAAUAUGUUGACGUAUAGCCGAUUUACGCAUUUAGAAUGUAAUGCAAUAAUUGACAUUAGUAUCCUUAAUAGUGACAACCUCCUCUUGUUACUGCUCGUUAAAAAAUCAGGUUCUAGACGACGAAAAGUAACGUAAUUCAAUAACCAGGAAAACAAAACUGGUAACAUUCAAUCGCCAAUUUUUGCUUGAUAAUGAUAAAAGCAAAAGCGCGUUCACUUAUUUGACUCAUGUUUUCGGCACUAUCACAACAUGGUUCAUGCAACAUAUUCAACUGCCUAAGCUGUUCACGGCAGAGCAGUUCGACAACGAUGAACGCUGUGAGGGCAUUGUUCAUACAUCCAGAGGACUAGAUAAAUUCUGAGACUACAAAUAUUAGGUAGGGGUGCUGGUUUACCCUUGUCUUUUCCCACAUUUGAACAAAGUAGCUUAGACAAAACAAUUUACCUUCCAGGGCCAGUGCUCUUGCAAUAGUUAUGCAAAAAUGUGUGUUCUAGAAUUUUGGAGACCAGAUUAAAGGCAGGGUACUGGGGUGAUGCAAAUAGACAAAACAAUGAUCUCGGUAUCUAGUAGGUUAAUUGAACAUAAAAAUUAUUGUAUUAUAAGUACAUUAUAUGACGGAUUACCUGUCGGUUUGUCAAAUAAUAAGUAUAUUAAAAUAAAUUAUUAAUUGCCCGUUUAAGCACUGCUGUUGUCCCGCUGCUAUAUCAAAAUAGCCUUUAACUCAUGCAAGCCGACUCAGGAUUUUUUCACGAGCACCAAUACCCAAAUGAUGUUGGAAUUUUGGCCAUGGAUAUCUAUUUUCCUAAACUUUGUGUCUCUCAUACAGAGUUAGAAAUUUUUGAUCAAGUACCCACUGGAAAAUAUACUAUUGGAUUGGGUCAAAAAAGCAUGGCAUUUGUAAGUGACCUAGAAGAUAUAAACUCUUUAUGCCUGACGGUGGCUCACAAUUUGUUGGAAAAAUAUGGCAUAGAUCCUCGUUCCAUUGGCCGACUGGAAGUCGGCACCGAAACCAUACUCGACAAAAGCAAGCCGACUAAAUCACUCUUAAUGGAUCUGUUUUUCGCGAGCGGAAACACAGACAUUGAGGGCGCCGAUGUCAAGAGCGCUUGCUAUGGAGGAACGAGCGCUAUAUUUAACUCGCUGAAUUGGAUAGAAUCCAGUGCUUGGGACGGGCGCCUUGCUCUAGUUGUGACAGGCGACAUCGCUUGUUAUAGCAAGGGCAACGCACGUCCAACAGGUGGUGCUGGCGCUGUUGCGAUACUUCUAGGUCCAGACGCGCCAGUUGUUUUCGAUCGUCGUCUUCGCAGCUCAUAUAUGGAAAAUACGUGGGAUUUCUACAAGCCAAAUCUCAAUGUAGAGUAUCCAGUAGUAGAUGGGCCGUUCUCGAAUGACUGUUACUUAAAGGCACUCAGCUGCUGCUAUGAACUCUACGCAAAAAAAUACAAGGCUCAAUAUCAGGCGGAAUUCAAUUUGGAUUUAGCCGACUUUGUUUGCUUUCACUCACCUUAUAAUAAACUUGUUCAAAAAUCAAUUGCAUGGCUAUUAUACAAGGACUAUCUUGCAACUCCGCAUUCAGAAAAAUUUGCAGAUAUACAUCUACAGCUGAUGCAGAUUUCUGCCCAGGACAAACGAGAAAUGGAAAAAAUUUUUUUGAGCAAAUCUCGGUCACUUUACCAAGAUAAAGUUUUGGACAGCACUUUUCUACCUCGGCAUCUAGGGAACUGCUAUGCAGCCUCCCUUUACUCUGCGCUGAUUUCAUUGCUCCUUACGAAACAAGACCAGCUGGUUGGUAAGCGAAUUCUGCUGUUCUCUUUUGGAUCAGGACUGACUGCUUCUAUGUUUUCGGUGUAUGUCAAAUCCAGCAUUGCAAAAGUGGUGAACCCAGUCGACAUCAGAGAACGAUUCACACUACGUAAAGUGGUUUCGCCGAGGGUCUAUAACGAAAUGGUAGAUGCAUACGAUGAAACAAGUCAAGUGUCUAAUUUUACACCGAAGCAUUCAGUUCAAGAAUUGUUUCCAAAGACGUGGUACUUGGCUCAUAUCGAUGAGAAGAAAAGGAGGUAUUACGAAAGAACUACAUCGGGCGCCAAGGUGUAGAUGUAUAUAUUCGACAGAUGAGCAUGCACAUAUGCAAGUACAACCGUAAUACUAAAGUUGACUAUUACUUAUACCAGUGAUACGCUGAGCAACGAUUGCAUCUCAUGCAAGCGCCUUAAUGCAAGCACACAGUUAAA
Messenger RNA from Schistocerca gregaria, 2415 nucleotides. RefSeq lists its product as uncharacterized. Gene Ontology annotation, biological process: acetyl-CoA metabolic process. NCBI's taxonomy places the organism in Eukaryota, Metazoa, Arthropoda, Insecta, Orthoptera, Acrididae. Bases 905 to 2278 code for a protein of 457 amino acids. The transcript has 4 exons. The record is from RefSeq and is a predicted model, not a curated record. Gene Ontology annotation, molecular function: hydroxymethylglutaryl-CoA synthase activity.